AUGAAUUCGUACUUCGGCUGCCCGCCGCUGCCCUGCCGCUUGAUCCCCAGCUCAGGUGCGGGCUCAGCGGCUUUCGAGUCGGUGCGGGACCCGCCCGCCCACGGAGGCCGCGUGUCUCAGAGCCCGAUUUACCCGGGCGCUUACUACCCGCCCGCCGCCGCCUCCGCCGCCGCCGCCGCCGCCGCCGCUUUCCGACUCCGCUUCGAGUACGAGGCCAGCGCUUUCUACCGGAGCAAGGACCUGCCCACCGGCGAAUGUAGGCAGGGCGGGCAGACCGGCGGCGGCGGCGGCGGCGGCGGAGGCGGCGGCGGAGGCGGCGAGCAGCUGGUUGUCCACGGUUGUCACAGCCGGAGAGAGCUGGGGGAACCCGAGGGCAGCUUCCCGGUGUACCCCUGGAUGCAGCGAGCCAAUUCUCACAACGGAGUGGGACUUGGACCGGACCGUCGGAGAGGUCGGCAGAUUUACUCCCGGUACCAGAUUCUGGAGCUGGAGAAGGAGUUCCACUUCAACCGGUACCUGGCCAGGCGCCGCCGGGUGGAGAUUGCCGGUGCGCUGGGCCUGAGUGAGCAGCAGAUCAAGAUCUGGUUCCAGAACCGGCGGAUGAAAUGGAAAAAGGAGGUGAGCCUUGCCAGCGUGUCAGCUGCCGAUGGACAGGGAGACCAGGAGAAAUAACCCAAGCCAAGGGAGCAGACAAGGACAACUACAUCAAGACAUCUUUCUUUGAGUGAAGAAAAUAAAUGCAUUAGUAUACCCCCACCCCUA
Molecule: messenger RNA, 762 nt
Organism: Carcharodon carcharias (great white shark)
Lineage: Eukaryota; Metazoa; Chordata; Chondrichthyes; Lamniformes; Lamnidae
Product: homeobox protein Hox-C6-like
Exons: 2
Coding region: 1-672 (223 amino acids)
Biological process (GO): regulation of transcription by RNA polymerase II; anterior/posterior pattern specification
Cellular component (GO): nucleus
Molecular function (GO): DNA-binding transcription factor activity, RNA polymerase II-specific; RNA polymerase II cis-regulatory region sequence-specific DNA binding
Source: RefSeq, a predicted model, not a curated record